Molecule: messenger RNA, 4461 nt
Organism: Akanthomyces muscarius
Lineage: Eukaryota; Fungi; Ascomycota; Sordariomycetes; Hypocreales; Cordycipitaceae
Exons: 1
Coding region: 1-4461 (1486 amino acids)
Biological process (GO): carbohydrate metabolic process
Molecular function (GO): hydrolase activity, hydrolyzing O-glycosyl compounds; chitin binding
Source: RefSeq, a predicted model, not a curated record
AUGGUGCCCUCGUUGCGCAACACCGCGCUCGGAGCUCUGGGCCUCCUCUCCAAUGGCUUUGUUUCUGCUCAGUCUUCGUCGAAACGCAUUGGAGCCAGUCCCGGUUUCCGCGGCAUGAGCGAUGCUUGCCCUGACCAGUGUAUCAAUACUGGCGCUGACCCCUCCAACUGGAGCGUCUAUCACAACCUGAACCAGCUUGCUGCAUGCAAGCAGCCUCUCUUUUAUAGUUUUGCUAUCCACGACCAAGUUGACGACUCCGACUCGCACCAUCGCAUCUAUGCAUGCUCGGUGUACGGUGAUGAUUGGGUUGAUGUAUCUGGCGCCCAGGCUGCAGCCCUGAGCGCCUCCAACGACCACGAUGUCGAUUACGAAGUCGGCUGGUGGGCCAACUCUACCGGCUCAGACGCUGGUAUCAGUGGUCUCGCCAAAGAGAUGCGCGAAUACGUCGCAAAGGGUCAUGCCCCCAGCAACGAAACCACCAUGCUUUUCGGAAAGAUUGGCGGCGUGACGGCUGGUCUUUAUAUUGGACGCGCGCUUGACAAGCAACAUGUUGCCACCACUGCUCUAUCCGCCUUGCGUGAUGAGAUUCACUCCUUUGAUGGAAGUCGAGGUGAUUUGGCCAUGCAGCUCUGUAACAAGGACUAUGACGCCGACCACAUCUUUGGCUUCAUGGCCGUCAGCAACGGCACGUUUGAUGUUGCCCAAACUGCUUUCAAGGCCUGGUACGACGGGAAAUGUCUUGAGUUCCCUACCUCCCACAACCUUACUGGCAAAGCCCAGUUCACCUCUGCGCUUCUCUCUUCGAUCAAGGGCUCCAACUCGACCAGCACUAACGGCACGUCGCCUGCCACUGCAAAGCGAUGGGCUGACCUCGCUUCUCGUGGCUUGUGCCGAGCCAUCCAAGUUGAGAAGAACGACAGCUGCGGCAAGUUGGCUCAGAAGUGCGGCAUCUCUGGAGCCGACUUUACCAAAUACAACUCGGCCGAAGGCUUCUGUGCCAACCUUCGACCAAAGCAGCACGUUUGCUGCUCGGACGGCGACAUGCCUGACUUCCGACCUAAGCCCAAUUCCGAUGGCUCUUGUGCCACCAUCACAGUCACCAUGGGUGAGAACUGUGACUCCAUUUCUGCCGCCAAUUCUCUCACGAAAGACGAGCUCAGCGAUUUCAACAAGAACACAUGGGCCUGGACCGGAUGCAAGAAUGUCUUGAAGGGCGCUGUCAUCUGUGUCAGCAAGGGCUCGCCGCCUAUGCCUGACCCCAUUGCUGACGCCGUUUGCGGUCCUCAAGUCAAGGGUACCAAGAAGCCUUCUGACAUGUCCAAGAUUUCUGAGCUCAACCCUUGCCCUCUCAACGCUUGUUGUGACGUCUGGGGCCAGUGUGGUAUUACAGAUGAAUUCUGUACUGACACCGGUACCGGUGCUCCUGGUACUGCGAAGCCCAACACAAAUGGCUGUAUCUCCAACUGUGGCACCAAAAUCAUCAAGGGUGAUGUCUCUGAGUUCCGUAGCAUCGCUUACUACGAAGGCUUCUCUUUCAACCGCAAGUGCCUCUUCCAGGAUGCUCUGCAAAUCGACGGCUCUCAAUACACCCAUCUUCACUUUGGAUUUGGUGACAUCUCUCCAGACUUCAAGAUCAGCAUUGGCGACGAGAUGUCUACGUAUGAGUUCAACAACUUCCGCUUCAUCCGUGGACCCAAGAAGAUUUUGUCGUUUGGAGGUUGGGCGUUCUCCAACGAGCCGGCUACCUAUGACAUCCUCCGUCGCGGCGUACAAGCUGGGAACCGCGAGACUCUCGCUAAGAACAUUGCCAAAUUCAUUAACGACAACGGCCUCGACGGUGUCGAUAUUGACUGGGAGUACCCCGGCGCAACUGAUAUCCCUGGCACACCGCCUGGUGCUGAUCCUAAGAGCGAGGGCACCGACUACCUCAAGUUCCUUGUUACUCUCAAGAAUCUUCUGCCAAACAAGUCUGUGUCUAUCGCUGCGCCAGCCUCAUACUGGUACCUGAAGGGCUUCCCUAUCAAGAGAAUCAGCCAAGUCGUUGACUAUAUUGUUUUCAUGACUUAUGAUUUGCAUGGUCAGUGGGAUGCCGGCAACCCCAACUCUCAGCCUGGCUGUGAUGAUGGCAUGUGCCUGCGUAGCCAGGUCAACUUGACUGAAACCAUGACUUCUCUUUCUAUGGUCACCAAGGCCGGUGUCAACUCCGGCAAGGUUGUCGUUGGUGUCACCAGCUAUGGUCGUUCCUUUGCCAUGGCCGAAGCUGGUUGCCACGGCGAACAGUGCAAGUACACCGGUAGCCGACUUCAGUCUAACGCUGCCAAGGGCGAGUGUACUGAUACUGCUGGAUAUAUUUCGAACGCGGAAAUCGGCAAAAUUUUAGCCAACUCGAGCCGAGUCAAUGAACAUUUCGUCGAUUCUGGCAGCAACAGCAACAUCCUUGUCUAUGACAACACUCAAUGGGUUGCCUAUAUGACACCUGCUCUGCGCAACAGCCGCACAAACAUUUACAAGCAUCUUCAGAUGGGCGGUACCACGAACUGGGCCACCGACUUGGAAGACUUCAAUGACGCACCUGAGGGUGUGAAGGACUGGGCCAACUUUAGGCUUCAGAUCAAGGCUGGCAACAACCCGCUCAACCACGCCGGCGACAGAAGUGGCAACUGGACCAAGCUCACUUGCGAUGAUAAGUUUUGGACGGAAAAGCUUGAUUACACUCCUUCUCAACGUUGGGCAGGUCUGGAUGCCAAAGAUGCUUGGACAGACAUUAUCAACGAUUGGAAAGAGUACCGCAAGGAGCGUCCCAACUCGGCCAAGGAAGCGGGUGCCUUUUCACAGUUUAUCUCGUACCUCAUUGGCAACCCUCCUGACCCUCACUGUGAGGACAUCCUCACCGGAAACAACUGCAGAAACACUUUUGACUGCAAGGAGUUCACGGGCGACAAGAGCGGACCUGCCGCGGCCUUGGUCUGGAACUCGCUGGUCAAGAUCAGCUCCACCUACGCCAAGUACCACCAGUCUGUUGUUGAUGUCUCGGCUUUGUUGAUUGACAAUACAUUGUCUGAUUUCGAGAAUAAGUUUGCUCCUGUGCCUCCACCAAAGGACAUGGCUUGGCUCAAUAUUCUUCUCAGCUUCGUCUCCAUGGGUGCUCCAAUGAUUGGUUCUCAGUUCUUCACUGGUGUCAUUGCUAAGCUACCAGCUUUGGCCUCCAAGACACCCGAGGCGAUCGCGAAGGGUGACAAGGUCGUCCAGACCAUCAUCUCCGGCGGUGUUUCUAUUGGUAUUAAUUUGAAAGGCAGCCCCAAGGUUGAUGACUGGACCGAUGCUUCUCAGAAGGAGUUUUCUCACUACAUCGGGCAGUCGCUGUACGUCUGGGACAACAUUACAGCUGUCGAUCUGGGCAACCUCUUUGACGGCUCCGAUGACUCCAUCAACAAGCUGACGGACUUGAUCGCCGAUGGCAAGUUCAUCGACGGUUACAGCGGAGCCGAUGGUCCUCUGAAGCGCACUUCGGAGCUGGCAGUCAGAGAUGAUUCCAAUCUCGGCACUCCUAGUGACGACGAGAAGACGACCAUGAAAGACGCCUUCCUCAAGUCUUUCUACGGGUUUGCUAUUCCUGCCGUCUGGAAGGCCUCUGGCCACCAUCCCUUUAUUAUCGACACAGGCUUCGAUUGUGAUCACGACGCCGGCAAGACCCUCAAGUCUGCCUGCUACGAAGGCAAGCGCUACCAGCUCGCCGACCCCGACGGGAAAUCGCACCCGUGCGAUGAGACCAACUGUGGCCUGAUUACCUGCUCCUGCCCCGACUCUGACUUUUCAUCGCUCAAGGGCGCAGAUCUGCUUACUGGCAGCGACUGGGGUGGCAUCAAGUACGAGGACAUCAUCAUCGGCUCUGUCAAGACGUGGCUCCAGAACGACAAGGCCAACGGCGGCGGCGAUGCGGAUCCCACUGACUCGGGUACACUCAAGGGCCUUCGGGAUGAGGAUGUCACCACUCCUGGAUAUAUCAAGCUGCCCGUGUGCAACCAGGUCCUGGCGCGGCGCUCCUGGGCCAAUGCUGAUGACACCGAGUCUGCUCGUGACAAGGACUUUUUUCCCUGCAACACGGAUAAUGGCAAGGAUUACUGUGGCGCCUCGACCUUUGAGAAUAAAGGCUCUGACGCUUCUCCUCUUGUGAAGGACUGCCUCCAGAUCGUCAAGAACAUUGAAGGCACCGACGGCGAGUGGAACAUUUCACCCCUCAAGAAGCAGCGCGAGCUGGUCAAGUUUGGCAGCUGCCACUUCGGUGUCACUGGCACCAACAUCAAGGGCAACGUCAGCUUCAAUGUUGGUGCCCAGGACAUUGUCGACAUCAUCAAAGACGCAAUCAAGCAAUUCGGCAGCGGUGACCGCAUUGGUGCCAAGGGCAGCAUGCAGUGCGGCGGAAACAUCAAGAAGCAAGAUGUCGAUUGGGGUCUGUACUAG